This is a messenger RNA of Panonychus citri (citrus red mite), 1102 nucleotides long. Its product is annotated as 39S ribosomal protein L49, mitochondrial-like. The transcript has a single exon. The coding region runs from base 203 to 880 and encodes 225 amino acids. The record is from RefSeq and is a predicted model, not a curated record. Gene Ontology annotation, cellular component: ribosome; mitochondrial large ribosomal subunit. Gene Ontology annotation, molecular function: structural constituent of ribosome. NCBI's taxonomy places the organism in Eukaryota, Metazoa, Arthropoda, Arachnida, Trombidiformes, Tetranychidae. Gene Ontology annotation, biological process: translation.
AACGAUUGAUAAUCAAACUUUGUCAAAGUUACUUUGAUUCAAUUUCUAUUGGAGAAAUUUUUUUGUUUACUAAUUAACUAAUUGUUUUUCUUAAUUUAAUCGUUUACUUGAUUAACUUUUCAACGAUUUAAUAAUUGUACAACUGUUUGUUUGUUCAUCUUGAGGGUUUAUUCGGGUGUUUUGGUUCUUUUUUGCUUUUGAAAUGUUUUCUGUCCCAUCAAAAAUUAUCAAUCGAUAUUCAACAUUAUCUCUGUUUAAAAGAUGUUUGAAUGAUCACAAAUUACCUUAUCCAAAAUUGUCCAAGGAGGAAAGAGAAGCUCUAACUAGUCUAUCGUUGACCGAAAACCUUCACAUUCAGCUCGAAGGGAUGCCUGCUAAAGAAUUCGCUGAUGUUGAUCCAGAUUCGGAGCCAUUUAAUCACAUCUAUCAAGGAGUCGAUGAUAAAGGUUUUUUCACGAAAGUUGAAAAUGUUACCGAUAAAGAUCCUGAUCGAUGGUUUUGGGUUGAAAGGUUAUUGGUUAAAAAGAACAUCUCAUCUUAUCCAACAUUAACUUCAAAGGAUAAUAAUCAAAGUAAAUCAUUUCCUUCAGGUUAUCAACCAGUUAAUCAAAUUAUACCCGAUUUACCUUAUUUUAUUGGACGAACAAGAAAUGGCCUUUAUCCCGUUUUCAAGAUCGUUCAUUUCAAUCAGAACGUAUCAACAGUUGUAAGCCAUAUCGAAGGUGAUGUUUGGUUUGCUCGAAAACAAAUAGUCCAACAUUUGAAAGGGAAACUUAAACCCGAAAAUCUAGUUACUGUUAAUGAAGUACAUGGAUCAUUAAGCAUAAGGGGUGAUCACGUUCUCGAUGUAAUUAAUUUUCUAAAGGAAACUGGUUUCUAAUUGUCUUUUCUUUUUUGUAGAAUAAAAUAAUAGUUAAUUAAAGCUUAAUUUGAUUUAAUCCUUUUUGCUCUGUAAGUGAUUGAGAGAGAGAGACAAAGUUGAUAGUUGAAUGAGCCUUAGCUUUUAUUCUAAAUCAUGAACCAUUGAAUUAAAUGAAAAUGUUUUUUCUUCUUUAAAGUUGUUGGAACAAAUUAAAUGAGGUCAUGUAGCUUUGACAAAAAA